UCCGGCAGGCUACUGGGCUCCGCCCACACACCUCCCGGCCUGAUUCCUAAACGCCAGCUCGGAGCAAUCCCCUUGGGCUGGAGCCAAAUCCCUGCUGUGAUUUUAAGGAAGACCGGCAGGUCCGGGCCCCCCAGGGGUCAACCCCACACACAUCCCCGCACUUUCCUGCAUGCAGGCCUGCGGGCGUAGAGGGAGUGGAAUUCACAGCCUCCCCACCCAUCCGCAGGGGUCUCCUGGGAGGAACCCACCAGCGAUAGGAACACUGAAGCUGGGCUACGGCGUCCGCCCGAGUCUUUUCUUAAACGCGCCGACCCCGGAAGCGGGGCGUCCGAGGGAGCGCGCGACGGGCCACGCACGUCCGGGCGUCCAGUUCGGGGCAGCUUCUCCGGCUGGGUGGCAACCAACCAUAUCUGAGGACCAGAGCCAUUUUGGGGCACCAGAGCUUGUGACCUCUCCAUCUCCACCCAGCUGGGUCCAGGGGCCACUCUCAGCACUCACCUCAGCAGCUGACAUCAUAAAGCAGACUUGGGAACCUGGAAGCACUCUGGAGAACCUUUCCCUGAGACAUGGAGCUUUGGGGCCGAAUGCUGUGGGCCCUCCUGUCUGGCCCAGGGAGGAGGGGAAGUACCUGGGGCUGGGCCUUCAGCUCAUGGCAACCCCAACCACCUCUGGCUGGGUUAUCCAGUGCCAUAGAACUGGUCAGCCACUGGACUGGGGUCUUUGAGAAGAGGGGUAUCCCUGAGGCCCGGGAAUCCAGUGAGUACAUCGUGGCUCAUGUCCUUGGAGCCAAAACAUUUCAGAGCCUGAGGCCGGCACUUUGGACCCAGCCCUUGACCUCUCAGCAACUACAGUGUAUCCAGGAGCUGAGUAGCCGUCGGUUGCAGAGGAUGCCGGUGCAGUACAUCCUUGGAGAGUGGGACUUCCAGGGGCUCAGCCUAAGGAUGGUGCCCCCAGUGUUUAUUCCUCGGCCAGAAACAGAGGAACUGGUUGAGUGGGUGCUGGAAGAGGUGGCCCAGAGGUCCCAUGCUGUGGGAUCCCCAGGCAGCCCCCUCAUUCUGGAGGUGGGCUGCGGAUCAGGAGCCAUCUCCCUCAGCCUGCUGAGCCAGCUCCCCCAGAGCCGAGUCAUUGCUGUGGAUAAGGGGGAAGCUGCUAUCUCUCUGACCCAUGAGAAUGCUCAGAGGCUUCUGUUGCAGGACAGGAUUUGGAUCAUCCACCUCGACAUGACCUCAGAAAGGAGCUGGACACACCUGCCCUGGGGCUCCGUGGACCUGAUUGUCAGCAACCCUCCCUACAUCUUCCACCAGGACGUGGAGCAGCUGGCCCCUGAGAUCCGCAGCUAUGAAGACCCCGCGGCCCUGGAUGGUGGGGAGGAGGGCAUGGACAUCAUUACCCACAUUCUGGCCCUGGCACCCCGGCUCCUGAAAGACUCUGGUAGUAUCUUCUUAGAAGUGGACCCAAGGCACCCGGAGCUUGUCAGCAGCUGGCUUCAGAGCCGGCCUGACCUGUACCUUAAUCUUGUGGCUGUGCGCAGGGACUUCUGUGGGAGGCCCCGGUUCCUGCAUAUCCGGAGAUCUGGGCCAUAGCAUGGCUGCCCUGUGGAUGCCUUGUCAGUGCCGCCAGCCUGACCAGAGGGAGGUGGAUGGCACUUUCCAGAGCCCAGGUUCUUAUGGCAUUUCCCAAGGUUCUGUGAUUUCCCCAUGCUCUGCAUUUCUAGGAUAUUUCUAGGACACCUGGAUUGGCUCCAUCACAUCAGAGUGGCUGAGGGCAGUUGCUCUGUGUUGGUGAAAUUGCUGUGGGGGUAUCGGGGGAUAUGGCCAGUAAAGUAUUGAGAGACUAACAAAUGGUGACCUAAUGUUUUGUCCAUGACUUGCAGGUCCCCUGACCCCCUUACUCCCAGGUAGCACUGGAGCAAGGGUUUCCUUCUGCCCCAGCAGGGCUGGCCGUCAGUCCCCUGCUUGGUAGUGGUGUGGGGGUGCAGUGUGGAGGAAGGCACGUGAGUCCUCACUCCUGGCCUUGGAUACCAUGGGUCCUGGCAUAGAGCAGCUCACUCCCAGGGAUUGAUUAGUCCUCCACUGCCCUGGGUGCAUGCGUACACAAUUCCCUGGCCAAGCCUGGCUCGAGCACAGGAAGCUCAUCUACGUUUCGACUCAAGGAUGACUGCCUGCUUUCUGGAGGGGAGGGUCUGGAGGUCCUUGCUGCACAGUUCCUGGGUCGCACAUCCACGUUCAUUUAACUGAAGGCUUGAGCCAGUGAGGGGUGUUUCCUUUUUAUCCCCAUAGCUUUUAGCUAAAACAUCCCUCCCGAGUUGACCCCCUGGGGUUUCAAAUAACCCAUGUGUCCCUGCUUGGGGCUGGGGAGAGUGAGAGGCUGAGAUACUGGGCACAGGGUUGUGGCCUCCACCCCAGCUCUGGUCUGUGCAGACUCAUGGCCACCAGGAGGCCUGCAGAUCCAGCCUUCCUGUCAACAGCGACAGGGAAUCUCUAGGUUGGUGAGUGCUGGUGAUGUGAGCCUGCAUCAGGGUGGGUCCUAAGGAACAUGGCAAACCAGGCUGGCUCAUUCCACUAGACUGCCCCCUGCCACCCUGGCACUUCCCAGGGCCUGGCAGUAUGGUCUGAUGGGCAGUAUGGUCCAAUAGGCAGCAUCCUCUGCUACAGCUGGGAGAGCUGAGUUCCAGGGCUGUGUCCUGCAGUGGGACCUUGGGCAGUUCUUUUCCCUAUGAGAAGCUGGCUCUUCUGAGUCCAAGGCCAACGCCAACUGGCAGCCUCUUUACUCUUAGUCAAGUGGAAUGUGCAUGCUGGCAUCUGAAUGUCCAUUCUCCAGGCACGGAGAGCAAGAGAAGGUAUGGACUGCCUGAGGUCACAUGACAGUGGCCAAGUGGAGACAGUAAGUUAGAUCCCUCCCUUUGGGGAGCCUAUAUUGCUGGAGUCAUACCCAGCCUAAGUGUUGCCCUGCACUAUGGCUGGAGGACACAUUUGGUAGAGGUCACACUGCAGCUCCCAGUGCCCCAGUGUCCUGCCCCGUGCCCAGCCCCAGCUGCAUGGACCCUGAGCUGCCCCUGGCUUCCUUUAAGGAGGCUGCUCCAGAAGGAACCUGGGUGGGGAGGGCGAAGGGGGUGCACAACCAGGGCAACGCUCCCCACUUCCUUAGUCCCCCAUGCUCACAGACCUUUGCCUGCUAAGGUCCUCACCAGUAUUGCCCUUUCUGUCUUUCUUCUUGUGCCCUUUGGCUCUUGCUGUCUUCAGCAGCAUCUCAGGGCAGCUGCCCUGACCUCGGAGCAGUCUGUCGCCCCCCCUACACCUCAGCCAGUCCUGGCUUCCCCGAUGGUCUCUCCCUCCUGGCCUCAGGCCCAUUCCUGAGGAAGGGCCUUGGCGAGCUUGUGGAUGUUGCACCAGAAGGAAGUGCAGUGUUGGAGAGUGACACUGUCAGGGCAGCUGGGGCCACAAGCAGGAGCCAGCCUCGGGCAUAACUUUCUGCCCAGAAAAAUGUGCAGCUUGACUCUGCUGAGGAAAAGGUCCAAGCCAAGAGGACUGGCAGGCGGGGCCUCAAGCCUGCAGCCACCGGCUUGAUUGGGCCCUGGACGUUGAGCCCAGAUGUUGGAGCCACACCAGCCUGGAUUUCAAUCCCAGAAUCUGCCCCUCACCAGGAUGUGACCUUGGGCAGAUGACUUCACCUCACUCAGCCUUGGCUUCUAAGGCUGAGAAAUGGGACUUAAUGCUUUAUUUUAUAGGAUGCAUGUGAGGAGCCCGUGGAAUGUGCCUGGCUUGGCACAUUGUGGCAUUUUUCCUUGCCUUCCUCGGAGGAAGGGAGGAAGGACCCAGUGCCCUCAGGCGUCCAUCUGAUGCUUGGGACCAACAUAAGGCAGGCAGGGAUACAAGGCAGUCUGGAAAGAAGGGAAGGCAGGAGUUUGUCUUGGGCUCUUGACUCCUCACUGUUGUCUAGAGAUGGAGCCAGCAGGCUGGUAGUCUGGCAGCCCACAUCUCCCCUCAGCCUCUCCUCACUAUGGCCCCAGUGCCUUGAGGCCCAGGCCAGGGCAGCCAGUGGCUCCAGCUCAGGGAAAGCCAGGCCCACCUGCCCUAUCCCCUCCCUUGCUCCUGAGGCCAAAGCCAGAGACUCCAACUGCCUCCCCACCACCACCAGCAUAUGUCAAGGAGCACUUGCAGGCAGAAUGGGAGGAGGACAUGGAGCUGAUGGAGUCCAGGCUGUGCAAGCCCCUGAGGUCUUGAGAGAUGUGCCCACUGCCCAUGCAGCCUCCUUCAGCCAGAGCCCAGAGCAUAGACAGGAGUGUAGGAGUCCCUGUUUGAUGUACUCUGGGAGAGUAAUUCUAUCUCCUCUUCUGAUAGUUGGGGAAACUGAGGCCUUGUCUCACAGUUGGAUGCUUUUCCCAGUUGUCAGUGGGUUUCUCCAUGGGUCUCAUACAGCUGCCUUAUUGAAAUAUGCCCCGAACCCCCUAAAUGCAAGAAAUACACUCUUUUUUGCUCCUUUACCCCCACCUGGACCCUGGGCCAUUGGCUGCUCCCAAUCCCUGCCCGAAACACUUAGCUGGCUCCCCAUGACUUAAGUGUGUUCUCUUGUGUCCUAUGGAAUCCAGUUCUGAAGAGGUGGGGGAGGACAACUGUGGGAAAAGCCCUGGGGGCUCCUCCCAAGGCCCCAUCAGUGCUCUGAGUAGGCUGCCAUCAGAAUAAAGGGCUCCACUGCUGACAAGGUUUGAGAACUGCUGGCUUGAGGUGAGAACCCCUUUAACCUCUGUGGGACAGCAUGUCUUUCCCUAUCCACCUUCGAUUCUUUUCUCUUUUUUUUCUUCAUUGGCUCCUUCUUAGUGGAUUCUCUUCUCUACUGCCCUGGGCUUCAGCCUUUGUGCAGUACUCUCGGUGCCCUGAACACACACCUUCCCUUUGCCCAGGCAGUGCAAACAAUCCACUUCUUCAAACUCCAACACAAAUGCUGCCUCCUUUAGGAUGCCUGCUCUGUGCUCUCCCUGCCUCCCCUAGCCCAUACCUCUGCUGGCACCUUCUGUACCAUGCCUUCAGAAACCUUCUUAUCCCCCUCAUCUCUGGGGCCCCCUGUGGAUCUGGCAUACCCAAGUUCAGUAAAUGUCUACCAGUAAGCUGAUGGUACAUGCAUUUUCUAGAAUAGAGCUGGGACUUCCCAUGUGGCCCACAUCUGACCUGGCGGCCCAUGUAUUCCGGUCAUUAGGGAUGGGAAGCCAUGAGGACCUGGCCUUCUGCCCGACCCAGGCAGCCAUUCAAGUUGAGCAAUGGCCACUUCGAAGACUCAAGUGCACCUGAUCCCUGCGCGACAGCCACACCAGGAGAACAGGCUGUCCUUGGCGGCAGUAGGAGCAGGCACCAGGUUUCCUGGAGCUCUUGGCUUCAGCCAGCCCCCAGCCAGAGUCCUGGCUAGGACAGCGACCUGAUCUCCUCCUCAUGACCUUCUGCCCUGGACAAGCCCCCUGAACUGGAUUUGGGACUGUCAAAGCAACUCUACCCCUGCUCUGGUAGGCUGAACAGUGACCCCCAAAAUGGCAGUGUCUUAAUCACCUAAACCUUAACAUGUGACUAUAUUACCUUCACAUAGCAAAAUGGACUUUGCAGAUGUGAUUAAGGAUCUUGAGAUGGAAGGAGUAUCCUGGAUUUUUCAGGUAAACUGAGUAUAAUCACAAGGGCCUCUGUAAAGGAGGCAGGAGUGUCAGAGUGACGGAAGAAAAUGUAUGUAACAAUGGAAGCAGAGGUCAGAGUGAUGCAAUUGCUGGAGGAAGAGCCAUGAGCCAAGGAAUGAAGACAGCCUCUUCUCCUCUGGGGCCUCAAGAAGAAUGCAGUCCUGCCAAUACCUUGAUUUUAAGCCCUGUGAAACUGAUUUCAGAUUGCUGACCUCCAGAACAGUAAGAUCAUAAAUUUGUGUUGUUUUCACAUGUGUGAAAACACAUGUGUGAUAAUUUGUUACAGCAGCCACGGGAAACGAAUAUAGAUUGUGGUGCCCAAAUUAGAGUGCUGCUGUAACACACGCCUACUGAUUGAAGUGGCUUUGGAAUUGCAACGUGGAAAUGGGCAGAGGCUGGAAGAAUUUUGAGAGUCAUGAUAAA
This is a messenger RNA of Gorilla gorilla gorilla (western lowland gorilla), 6079 nucleotides long. It is a transcript of the gene HEMK1, whose product is annotated as HemK methyltransferase 1, mitochondrial release factors N(5)-glutamine. The transcript has 11 exons. Lineage: Eukaryota; Metazoa; Chordata; Mammalia; Primates; Hominidae. Gene Ontology annotation, molecular function: DNA binding; protein methyltransferase activity; N-methyltransferase activity. The record is from RefSeq and is a predicted model, not a curated record. The coding region runs from base 567 to 1583 and encodes 338 amino acids. Gene Ontology annotation, cellular component: mitochondrion. Gene Ontology annotation, biological process: protein methylation.